UUUUUCACAGGGUGGAUAAGAUAUUUUGGCGUGAUUAUGGAUCGGAUUUCGUGCGUGAAAUUCGCUGGGUUCCGAGGAGGGGUUCUGGUUCUCGUGCUGACGGCGGGUUUCGCUGCUGGCGGGGUUCUGACUGCGGAUCGCACCUUGUUCGACCCAAAAUUAUCGCAGUAUGCGUAUAGAAAAUUGUUCCUGGAUCCGAACCCCGCAACAGUGAACUUCCCGAAAAGAAGCAGUAAUUUGUUGGAAAAGAAGAAGAUUCACAAACGGGAAGCGGAAAUUUAUGAAGCAUUUCGCCCCUUGAAGCGAUACGUCGAUGAGAACUUGUGCCAGAAAAAAUCUGGUAAG
This is a messenger RNA of Notodromas monacha, 345 nucleotides long. Lineage: Eukaryota; Metazoa; Arthropoda; Ostracoda; Podocopida; Cyprididae. The record is from the annotation of a GenBank genome assembly.